UUUAUGCUACCAAACAUGCCCAUACUAUGUACAUAAGCUCAAGGGCUAUUAAAAUAUACAGUACAAUUUAUUUGUUGUUUUUAUGCUCCUUUUCCCAAGAAAACCAUAGGAAUCCUAAGAAAAUACUCCGUAUACAAACUAUAAAAAUUUCGAAAAUAGUAAUAAUAAAAAAAUAAUAUUAGUAAUGAGUUACAAAUUAAAUACCACCGCCCAACUAUACCAUUCAUGAUUCAGCACCACCACAGCGGCUGCCUGCUCCGUCGUCGCCAUGCAAGGCCGCCAUAGCCACCGCUCCCAGCUUCUGGAGGUUCAGCUUGACGACGGUGUCCGUGAACAUCCGGGUAUCUUCGCCGGUGUUGCCUUCGGGAAUGUCGACGAUGUAGGACUCGAGGACGACGGUGUAAACGCCGGCGCCGUCCGGUCGGCGGAACUCGUUGACCGACGUGACGCUGCGGUAGUUGUUGAGGCGGUGCUCGCCGCCGACGACGCGGAAGCUGAGGACGUGCCUGUCGUCGUCGAGGAUCUCGAGGCGCUCGGUGCUGGUGGCAGCGGGGAUGCCGGAGACGACGGUGACCUCCCGGAUGCUGCCGACGCCGCCGUCGCCGGUCAUGGUGCAGCUCUUGAUGAAAUGCUUGUACUUUUGGGGGUUGUCGAAGCGGCGGACGAAGCGCCAGACGACGGCGGCGGGGGCGUGGAUGUGCUGAGUGAUGAGAGAGGUGCAGGUGUUGGGCAGGGGAUCGAAGGUGUGGUAGCGGCCGAUCAGCGCCUCCAGUCCGGCGAACUCCUCCGCCGUCAGCCCCUCAGCGCCUCCAAUUGCGUCGCCCAUUAUUUCUUUCGAUGAAUUCCUCCGAUCGAUCAAUUCAAUUCUAGUCUACCU
Molecule: messenger RNA, 877 nt
Organism: Cuscuta europaea
Lineage: Eukaryota; Viridiplantae; Streptophyta; Magnoliopsida; Solanales; Convolvulaceae
Source: the annotation of a GenBank genome assembly